Molecule: messenger RNA, 2520 nt
Organism: Betta splendens (Siamese fighting fish)
Lineage: Eukaryota; Metazoa; Chordata; Actinopteri; Anabantiformes; Osphronemidae
Product: glutamate-rich protein 6
Exons: 11
Coding region: 758-2215 (485 amino acids)
Source: RefSeq, a predicted model, not a curated record
CAAAGCCCCCCGACGUAUUAAUAUAUCGCUGGGGGAACGCGUUUCCGCCAAACAAUCAACCAAUCAGAGCUCGAGUCCCGAAGUUUUACACCUGAGUUGAUUAACGAUGCAACAGGUGGAGGGAAUUAGACUCUGAUGGCUCGGUUCACGGUUGACUUUGGGUCACUGCUCUAAGAAUAAGACUAGGCAACAGUGGCGCUUAUAAUUAAUUAAAAUGUGAGUCAAUUAUCGAAUUAUUAUAAUACAGCUCAUAUAUGUUUAUUUUGCGGUAAAGGUAAAUCACGCAGAUUCGUUCCUACCAGCAUCCAUAGGGAAUAAACACAACAGGGACAUAAAAAUAACAAAAAAUGGGUUUUGAUGCCACCGUGUGGACAUUAUUAAAAUGACUCAAAGCCACACCUAAAUGACUAAGAAAUAAACUACUGAGCUAAAUAAGUUCCACUUGUCGAGAACAUUGGGGUCUGAGCCUUGAAUGGAUACAGUGAUAAAAAAUAAGAGUUCUACGAAUAGGAGUUUAUUCUAAUAGUGUUUUAUGUGGGUCGUAUGUCAUAUAACCAGCCAGCAGCCAAGUGUCAUGUAAUGCUAGACUGUGUUUCUACUACAUUGUGGGCAGAUAUUUCCAUCUCCUUGGUUACUAACAACACCAGCAGGUCAGGAGCAUUCAGGGGUAUUUAAAAAGCUACUGCUGAGGCGCCUUUCACAAGAAGUAAGUGCUUUUAUUUUGACGUGAAAUAAAAGCCACCAAUGUCAGAAGAAUAUGAUAAUGGACACGCUUACCUAUGCCACUGCUGCGACACUGGAGCAUGAGCCACUGGAUGACAGUAUAGACCAUGGCUGCCUGCAGGCUGUGAGGGACCCGCCCACCUGUGGCAUCAGAGCUGCAGGGGUUCUGAGGUACAAUCGUGAGUCUGAAAACCACAGACUUAACACAGCAGCCGUUCCUCCGGAGGCAGGUAUCUACCUACGCUUGGAAAGUCCCAUCUAUAAGAACAUGGUUUGUUACCGACUUAUUCCUUUCAACACUGCACAGUCCAGGCUUUUGAUGGUAAGCCCAGUGAAAUGUGAGUAUUGCGGGGAAGAAGCCAGACCCUGUCUGGACCCAGCAUGUCUCCUGGAGCCUGAGCAGAGGGCAGGUCAGCUGUUCUGCUGUGCUCAGCGACAGCAGUUGUGUGAGCUGCUGGUUGAGCAGAGAUGCACGUUGGAGGGGAGACAGUACCUGAAGGCCGUGGCUCCGUCAUCGCUGGACAACAAGCCGGCCACAGAGACGGAGGUCCUGCUCAUUCGGGACAGAGGGAUGGAGGAGUACAACAAGUUCAUCUUGGACCCAAGUGAAUUCAGAACACUUCCAGACCCAAUCAUCCCUGAUGAGCAGCUACAGCUUCCUGAAGAAGAAACCUCUCCCCCGUUGUCAAGUAUCCUCAGGUUCCAGCUCUCUUGUGCUGCACAAGGCGGAAACUGGACAGUUUGUCCUAGUGGCCCCACAGAGAAGUGCUCGCCGGGCGAAGAUGAAGAGACACACAUGGUCCCUUUCAGUGACACCUCGGCACAACGGCACUUUGGACUAUGUCAUCACCAGAAUGGGACGGGAUUUCUACAGAAGUUUUAUUCCAGUGGACUAAAAUUUCUCACUGUGUUCCCUGAUGGCUCUGCUCAGGUUUUUUAUCCCUCAGGCCGCUUGGCUGUCAUCGUGGUCGCUGAGAAGAAUGGAAGACUUUGCAUUGUGUGCGAUGACAGCGAUGCCGCCAAUCAACCAGUCAGUGCUGUGUUCCAGUCUGAUGGCAGAGCAACAUGUUAUCACAGCGAUGGAAAGAUAUGGUUGUCCUUGAACACAUCAGGGGGUCAGUGUUUGGAUGACCUGGGUACAAGGGUGCGUCAAUGGCGGUGGAGCGGCCUGGACUUUACCCCCACCCCCCUCCACCCCAUCUUCCUCUCCCUCAACAAAGCAGUCGGAGUCCGAGUCCUGGGAAAGGAGCAAGUGUUCGUCUCCUUCCUGGCAGGAGGCCAACAGGCAAAGUUCAGCGUGGGCUCCUCCAGCACUCAGGAUAUACUUAAAACAGAGGCGCCUGCUCCAGGAGCAUCAGUAUUAGAAGAGGAGCUAUUCCUGUUGGCGGCCAGAAUAAGGAUCAACCAGGCCAUUCAACAUCUUCACCACUACCUAAAGACCCAUCCCAGGCUGCCCAAAGCCACACAGGCUGCCCCACAAGUUAAAAGCUGAGCAAGCAAAAGAUUCUGAUUUUACAUAUUCCAACCACCCCAUCAAUAAACACCACACACACAGCCUCACAGUUAAAUAGUUACAUUUUAUUAAUCUUUUUAGAUUCCUCCAAGUUACGUAAAUAUAAAAAAUUAUUCAGACAUCUGAAAGAAACAAUUGUCCAAUGUUAUUUCCACAACAGUGAUGGCAGAUGUAGGUGUUGCUUUUCUACACAGCUAAACUACUUUUAGAACCAUAAACUUAAAAAUCUACGUAUGGCUCAGUAAAAAGGACUUUUAUACGCACAGAUUAAUUAUAUGCAACUA